GACAGUUUUGGUGCCCGAGGAAGUUGAGGCCCGUGGCCUCGGGGCGCGGGGGACAUGGAGGAGCCGCGGGUGCGCGAGGAGGAAGCGGACCAGGAGGAGGACGGCGAGGACCAGGCAGGGCCCGAGGGCGCCCUGGGCAAGAGCGCCCUGCAGCUGACCGCCGAGGACGUGUACGACAUCUCCUAUGUGGUGGGCCGCGAGCUGAUGGCGCUGGGCAGCGACCCCCGGGUGACCCAGCUGCAGUUCAAGAUCGUGCGCGUCCUGGAGAUGCUCGAGGCGCUGGUGAGCGAGGGCGGCCUGGAGGCAGAGGCGCUGCGCCUGGAGCGCGACAGCCUGCGGCAGGAGGUGGACCUGGGGCCGGACAAGAUGGUCGUGGACCUCACGGAUCCCAACCGGCCGCGCUUCACCCUGCAGGAGCUGAAGGAGGUGCUGCAGGAGCGCAACUCGCUGAAGGCCCAGCUGCUGCUGGCGCAGGAGGAGCUGCGCUGCUACCAGAGUGGACUGAUUCCCCCAAGAGAAGGCUCAGGAGCAAGACGAGAGAAAGCAGCUGUGGUUCCAAGGCCCAGAGGUGCCGAGCACGGCAAAGGGGAGCGGACGAUCAUGAAGAAGCUGUUCUCUUUCCGGUUGGGCAAGCAGACCUAGAUUGUGGCCAAGGCAGUGGCAUGGACAGGAAAUGACACGGCCUGGCGCCUCUGCUGGUGUUGGGUCCCCGGUGCACCUGCUUGCUCAUCCCCUAGUGUGAGUUCCCGUGUGCUGCUCCUCCCCACUGCAGACGUGGACGGCAGUCGGCUUCCAGGAGGCUGGGAGCAGAGAGAACUCGCGACAGGACCGCCUCCCGCCCCAGGGACCGCAGUGGGCAGACU
Messenger RNA from Fukomys damarensis (Damara mole-rat), 863 nucleotides. It is a transcript of the gene Rilpl2, whose product is annotated as Rab interacting lysosomal protein like 2. Gene Ontology annotation, biological process: cilium assembly. NCBI's taxonomy places the organism in Eukaryota, Metazoa, Chordata, Mammalia, Rodentia, Bathyergidae. The transcript is spliced from 6 exons. Gene Ontology annotation, molecular function: protein dimerization activity. The record is from RefSeq and is a predicted model, not a curated record. The coding region runs from base 55 to 642 and encodes 195 amino acids. Gene Ontology annotation, cellular component: ciliary basal body; cytoplasm.